Centrocercus urophasianus (Greater sage-grouse) is the source of this 9404-nucleotide messenger RNA. RefSeq names its product ubiquitin specific peptidase 42 (gene USP42). Gene Ontology annotation, biological process: protein deubiquitination; regulation of apoptotic process. The transcript has 17 exons. Lineage: Eukaryota; Metazoa; Chordata; Aves; Galliformes; Phasianidae. The coding region runs from base 886 to 4782 and encodes 1298 amino acids. The record is from RefSeq and is a predicted model, not a curated record. Gene Ontology annotation, cellular component: cytosol; nucleus. Gene Ontology annotation, molecular function: cysteine-type deubiquitinase activity; cysteine-type endopeptidase activity.
CCUCUCGGACGUUAGCGGCCGUGACCCCGCGGCUCGGUUUUGUUUCGUGCGUCCGUCCCGCUUUGUACGGCCGCUGUUAAUUUUGUAAUAAGACGCGCCGCGAGCGCUCCCUCGGUGCCAUGCACAAAGCCUUAAGCGGUGACUUAGGAUCGCAGCAUCGUCGCGGCUGGUGGAUCUCGCCCGCUCCCAUCCCCGGCCCGGCCCCUCGCAUCUCGCCGCCGCUCUGCUCUCCGCCGUGCGGGGCUGGAGCCGAGCUCGGGACGGGGCAGCGCUUCGCCGCCUUACCCGAACCGCUGACGUCUGAUUUCCUUCUCAGUGUGUUGAGGAAAAGUCUGCAGACGCGAAAGUGCAGAGAUAACACCUGAAGCACAAACCGUGUCCGUUCAUUUUCGGAAUGUUGUAGGAACAGAACUCGUAUGUACGUAUCUGUAGGAUAAAGGAAAAGGAAAUGCGGCUGAUAUCUGUAGCUUUAAUACUUCUUUGUCAGAGAUCAAAUUAGACAGCGAUGUAAUUUGAAAAAGUGUAUCUGGUGUAUUCUUUCUGAUGCUGGUACCUGCCUGCCACUGUGUUCUAUUGGUAUGUAAAAAUGGAGCCCUGGGCGGCCCAGUGAAAUGGAUUGUAAGGUUUGCCUCAUUGGUCAUUGCGGUGCUCCCGGGUUGUGUGGAAUAAUGUUCUUCCCUUUUCAUUGCCAUUUUGAUUCUGUUUCUUGUCCCUCAAAUAGGUUUUAAAUAUGUUGUUGAAACUUUUUCCCUUUCAAUCAGAAAAAAAGAUGUCACUGGUAUCUGCAGUUUGAAGACUGGAUCUUAUCUGAAAGUCACUGAUCCCAGGCGCUGCCACCUUAGUCUUCCCAUAGGACAAGGAUGCCUUCGAUUCUCAAUAUGAACAAUGACCAUAGAUAACAAGCCAAAAUCUUCAAAGGCCAAAAAGUCCUCAUCGAGACAAUCCGGUAAACCCAGGAAACCCCGUACUAAAACUAUGAAGUCACGCACUGCAAAAAACCAAAACCAGGUCUCUGAGAACGAAGGACGUGGAGGUGCUAUUUAUUGUAAAUCAUCUGAAAAAGUUAGACCUUUUUCCGUUGAAGAUUUAAUCAUCAAUGAUGGAAUUGCUCCACCAGAAAGGAUUCUUUUUCCACCUGAGAAGAUUUGUAUGGAUUGGCAACAAACACAAAAUGGAGUUGGAGUUGGACUCUACAAUCUUGGCAAUACGUGUUUUAUUAAUUCUAUUCUACAGUGUUUGACCUACACACCCCCACUCGCCAACUACAUGCUUUCCCUUGAGCAUACCCAGUCGUGUAAUUGUCAAGGCUUCUGCAUGAUGUGCAGUAUGGAAACUCACAUUAACCGAGUCCUGUGUUGUGCUCUUGAUGCCAUCAAGCCUGUAGUUAUUGUCCAUGAACUUAAAAGAAUAGCAAAACAUUUCCACUAUGGUGCUCAGGAAGAUGCGCACGAGUUCUUACGCUUCACUGUUGAUGCUAUGCAGGAAGCGUGUUUGGAUGGAUGCCCCAUACUAGACAGAUCUUCUCAAGCAACCACCAUCAUUCAUCAAAUAUUUGGAGGAUUUCUAAGAUCCAGAGUAAAGUGCUUGAACUGCAAAGCAGUUUCGGAUACAUAUGAGCCAUACCUUGAUAUACCUCUGGAUAUACAGCACAUUUCUUCUGUUAUCGAAGCUCUAGAACAAUUUGUGAAACCCGAACAGCUGGAUGGAGACAAUUGCUAUAAGUGCAGCAAAUGCAAGAAGAUGGUGCCAGCAACAAAGAGAUUUACAAUACAUCGUUCUUCCAAUAUUCUCACGCUAUCACUGAAAAGAUUUGCAGAUUUCACGGGCGUGAAGGAGACCAAGGAUGUUGAAUAUCCUGAGUAUUUUGACCUUGGAGCUUAUAUGUCUCAACCAGAUGGAGAACCACUCAUUUAUGCCUUAUAUGCAGUUGUGGUUCACAGCGGCGCCAGUUCUCAGACAGGACACUACUUCUGCUUCAUAAAGGCUGCUGAUGGAUUUUGGUAUCAGAUGAAUGAUUCUGCAGUAGUGCGAAGUAACAUCGAAACAGUCCUUGCUCAGCAAGCUUAUUUACUAUUUUAUACCAGGUGCUACGAUUUCACACUUGGAGAACGUACUCUUUACUUGCCGCCUCAUCCCAGUUCACUCGUCGGUCAAAAGGAGACUAAUCGUAAGCAGGACAGCUUUAUGGGACCACGACUUCCUCCUAAUAUGAUUAAGAAUUCAAGUCGCUUAAAUGGAAAGAUACCUUCAAAAGACGAACCCAAUACCGUAGGUCUCAUCUUAAAAAGGCCAUCUUCAGCUCCACCCAUAGCUUGUGCUGAAAACUGGACAAUGGUCAGGCCUUCAAUCAUCAACCCAUCAAUAGAUCAGACGCUCGUUAUCGGUCUUAAUAACAAAUUGCCUGAACGUGAUACACUGUCAGAGCCUGACUGUCUUCUUGCUCUGGAGGAGGAUGAGACUAUAUCUAUUCCUUCAUCCACAGAUACAAAUCGUGCAGCAGAGUCUACCUCAAAUACACCUACAAUGUUAGCUGCUGCUAAUAUUUUCGAACAAGAUGUUCUGGAUGACAUUUUCACUGAGCCAGUGGUGAAUGGAAUUCCUGAACUCUGCUCUGAUAACGCAGUCUUUUAUUGUACAGAAUUUUUAAGAAAACCUGAGGAGGAGAAGAAGUCAUCAGAGGACUUACGUACAAGGAAUGACAAAAUAAUAUCUCCCAAGGGAAUUUCGUUUGAAAAGGUCUGUACAUUGCAGGAUUCCCAUUCUUCCUGUCAGAAUGCUGAAGAGGAAAGAUCCCAGCAUGAGCUGCCAAAAAAUGAUUCACUAAGUGGUGCUAAUAGUUUAGAUAAUGAACCUAAAGAAAAUGGACUGAAACUUGAUGAUUCCAGUUGCCAAGUCCCAUCUGCUAAACCUUCAAAAAUGUUAUUUUCUAAAACCAAUGGAGUGCUUAAAACAAUGCCUGUAACUUUGUAUCCAGCCUCUCGAGAAAUGCUAAAUUCCUUUAAAUACGGCCAGUUGAACAGCUUGUCAGAGGAAAUAAGUGUCCCUGGACCUCAGAAAUCUUCUGAGAACAAUUGUCUUAUGGAAACAGGAAUGAUGAAUGCGCUGUUGGUCUAUGAAGAAUUCCAAAAACUUCCUUCCGUCUUGAACUAUGACGGUGCGGAUCUUUUUAUUCAAUCGGAUACUGAAAUUAGUUCUGCCAAAGAAGAAGUUGCCGAAAGUAUUGUAACAAAAGCUGAUAAUGCACAACCCAAUGUCAGUGGUCAGCACGAGGUUAGGAGAGGAUCCUUGGACACUUUAGAUGAAUUCCUUUUAAAUUUUGAGCCUGAAGACAGUGGUGACAAAGACGAACUUUUAAGAUCAGAAGAACUUGAUCUCAUUGCAAAAGAAAAUCCUUUGUAUAGUGAAGUGUCUCCUGAGACUGAAGAGGAAUUAGGACAGGCUUCCUCUAUAAAGUCUGAUUUUGAAUGUAGUUCUAAAGGACCACCGUGUCUAGGUACUGGAGAUAAAUGCCAAGAUACAAAGGACAUAUCUAAUAACUAUGUAGACGUACCACCUGUUAAUGACUCUUCUGUUACAAAGCUGGAUAAAGUUUUGGAGAGUCAAUUUUCUAGAGAAAACAAGGGGCCGACUAAUAGGAAUUAUGAAGAAAAUAAGCAUAAGAAAAAAGGUAAAAAGUUACAUGAUUCUAAAACAACUGACAAAGGGCACUACAGAAGAAAAAAAGAACACUCUGAUACAGAAGAGAGGGAGAAGCAAAAGAGCAAACGGGGUGGUCAUUUCCACAGAAGGAGGUGCUCUCGUAGUGUGGAAACAAAUAAGCAAAGUCGUCACAAGCAGGAGUAUUGGAAUGGAAACAGAUACAGAUCUUCCCAUACUGAAAGAAACAGCCCUGAUGUCAGCAGAAGCUCAGGGAAAUAUUGUCAUUACAGAUCUCAAAGCAGAGGACGUGAACAAGAUAGGAGUAGAUAUUACUGUUCCAAAGAGGAGAGAACUUGGAACAGAGAAAGAUACUAUCAAGAUGAAUCCUGGAGAUGGCAAAAAUGCAGACACUACAAUGAUUACUAUUAUUCUCAUGCAAAAGGAGAUAGUCGAGAAAGAAAGUUCUCCCAUUACAAUAAAGAUUAUGACAAAUCAAGUCAUGCUUGCACCAGGCCACAUAAGGAUUAUCAUUACAAAAGCAGACGGCCUCACAACUCACUCUCUAGAGAGAAGGAUGUACGUCACUUUAGCAGUCACAGAGCACACUCACAACACUGUUCACUAGCCUGGCAGCAACCUGAAAAGUAUUCUCAUGAAAGACAUAUACUUCCAUCUGUUCCAUCAACUCAUUUAAAUCGUGGGGACUUCUCCCCCAAAAAUGAAAAACGAAAUGACUGGAAAAGAAAAUAUGCAGAAAGUAGUGAAAGUGAAACAGAAAGGAAAAGCAGAAAGGUAGAAAAAGAGGUUUUGGAUGAGCAAAAGAUGGAAAAAUUCAAGAAAGCCAAGAAGAAGUCCAAAGAUAAACAUCGAGAGAAGGAUUACAAACAUUAUGAUUCGGAUUCCUCUGUGCUCCACUUUGACAAUGACAAUCGCAAACAUAAGAAAAAAAAGAAAAAGAAGAAACACACCAGGAAGGAGAAAGGCAUCUUGGAAAGCUCGGAUCUUCGUUUCCAGAAGCAAGCAUGGGAGAAGGAAGAAUCUCACUCUCCUGGUGACUGUUUACGUGAGCAAUACGGAAAUGAUGGCAGUAGACAACCUGACAAGGAAGGCAUGCAUUCCUGUGGGAGCAAAAUCAAGAACUAGAUCUCCAUUGCAUCCAAUGAGAAUAUUAAAGAUGCAAAUUACUAAUUGAAGCCUUCAAUACUCAAACAAAAACAACCAUCAAAGCCAACAACUUUUCAACAAAAACGAACACUUCACAUCAUCAGAAUCGACUGCUUUAGACAUCUCAUCGCUGCAAUCAGUGAGUUUACCCAUCAACCAAAACAACACUUUUUAGCCAUCAACACUUUAGACAUCUCAAUGCUUCCAUCCGUGACUUUAACUAUCAAGCAAAACCAACACUUCUUAGCCAUCAUACUUUAGCCAUCCCAACACUCCCAUCAGUGACUUUACCUAUCAGUCAAAACCAACACCUUUCAGCCAUCAAUACUUUAGACAUUCCAACAUUAUUAUGAGUGACUUUACCUAUCAAUCAAAACCAACACCUUUUAGCCAGCAAUACUUCAGCCAUUCCAGUGCUCCCAUUAGUGACUUUAACUAUCAAUCAAAACCAACACCCUUUAGCCAUCAAUACUUUAGCAAUCCAAACACUCCCAUCAGUGACAUUAAAUAUCAAUUAAAAUGCACAACUUUUAGCCAUCAAUACUUUAGCCAUCCCAACACUCACAUCAGUAUCUUGAACUCAGUCAAAAAUAGCACCUUGUAGUCAUCAAUAUUUAGCCAUGACAGUACUCCGAUCAGUGACUUUAACCACCAGUCAAAACCUGCACAUUUUAGCCAGCAAAAGUUUAGCCAUUCCAGUAUUCCCAUCAGUGACUUUAACUAUCAGUAAAAAGCAACGGCAUUUAGCCAUCAAUACUUUAACCAUCCCAAUACUCCCAUGAGUGACAUUAAGUAUCAAUGGAAACCAACACCAUUUGGCCAUCAAUACUUCAGACAUCCCAUUGCUGCCAUCUGUGACAUUAACCAUUAACCUUUCAGCAUCGUUACAGUAACCAUCCCAGCGGUCCCAUCAGUGACCACUGUGACAGUGACAGUAACCAUCAAAGCCAACACAGUGUAGCUAUCAAUAUUCUAGCCAUAACAACACCCUAAUCAGUGACUUCAACCAUCACUCACAACCAAGACCUUUUAGCCAUCCAUACUUCAGACAUUCCAAUGUUCCCAUCUAUGACACUAACCAUCAAUAAAAACCAACAACUUUUAGCCCUCAAUAGUUAAACCGUCCCACGACUCACAUUAGUGACUUGAAUGAUCAAUUAAAACCCAGUGCUCCCAAUCUGUGACUUUAACUAACCAUCAAAACCAACAACUUUUAGCCAUCAGAUCUUCAGCCAUGCCAGCUUUCCCAUCAGUGACCAUCAGUCACAACCAAGACCUUUUAUCCAUCAGAUCUUCAGCUAUGCCAGCCUUCCCAUCAGUGACUAUAACCAUCACUCACAACCAACACCUUUUAGCCAUCAGAUCUUCACCCAUGCCAGCUCUCCCAUCAGUGACAUUUACCGUCAGUCACAACCAACACCUUUUAGCCAUCAGUUCUUCACCCACGCCAGCCCUCCCAUCAGUGACAUUUUCCAUCAGUCCUAAGGAACACCAUUUAACCAGCAAUUAUUUAGUAACGCCAUCCCUCCCAUCAGUGACUUUAACCAUCAGUCACAACCAACAGCUUUAAGCCAUCAGAACAUCAGCUAUGCCUGCUCUCUCAUCAGUGACAUUAACCAUCAGUCACAACAAAAACCAUAAUGCCAGCCAUACAUUAGCCACGCCAGCCCUCCCAUCAGUGACUUUUAACCAUCAGUCAUAAGGAACACCAUUUACCAGCAAUACUUUAGGGCUGCCAACCCUCCCAUCAGUGACUUUAACCAUCAGUCACAACAAACAUUUUUAAGCCAUCAGUAUAUCAGCCAUGCCAGCUCUCCCAUCAGUGACAUUUACCUUCAGUCACAACCAACACCUUUUAGACAUCAGUACCUCAGUCCUGCCAGCCCUCCCAUCAGUGAUUUUAACCAUCAGUUAAAGUCACAACACACUUUUUAUCACAACAAACGCCUUAAAGCACGACAUACUUUAGCCAUGCCAGCCCUCCCAUCAGGGGCAUUUACCAUCAUUCAUAAGGAACACCAUUUAAACAGCAAUUAUUUAGCAAUGCCCGCCCUUCCAUCAGUGACUUUAACCAUCAGUCACAACCAACACUUUCUAGCCAUCAGUUCUUCAGCUCUGCCAGCCCUCCCAUCAGUUACUGUAAACAUCAGUCACAACCAACACCUUUCAGUCAUCAAUACUUCAGCCAUUGCAGCCCUGCAAUCACUGACUCUAUCCAUCAGUCCAAAUUAACACCCCUUUGCCUUCAGUUCUUCAGUCUUGGCUGCUCUCUCAUCGAUGACUAUAACCAUCAGUCCAAAUUAACACCUUUCAGCCAUCAGUACCUCAGCCAUGCCAGCCCUCUCAUCAGUGACAAUAACCAUCUAUCCAAUCUAACACCUUUUAAUCAGCAGUUCUUUAGCCAUCCUAUUGCUCCCAUCUGUGACAUUAACCGUCUAUCAAAAGCAGCACCUUUUAGCCAGUGUAAAGUUUGGACAUCCAUACACUCCCAUCAGUGACUUGUACUAUCUAUCAAAAGCAACACCGUUUAGCCAUUAAUACUUUAGCCAUUCCAAAACUCCCAUCACUGACUUUCAACAUCAAUCAAAACUAACACCUUCUAGCCAUCAGUACUUUAGCCAUCCCACUGUUUUCGUUAGUGAUUUUAACCAUCAAUUAUAACCCAGUGCUCCCAUAAGUUACUUUAACUGACCAUCAAAACCAACGCCUUUUAGGCAGCAGUACUUAAGCCAUAUCAGCCCUCCCAUCAGUGACUAUAACCAUCAGUCCAAACCAACACCUUUUAGCCCGCAAAGGUUUAGCAAUCCCAACACUGCCAUCAGUUACUUUUACCGUCACUCAAAGCCUACACUUUCUAGCCAUCAGUACUUUAACCACGCCAGUUCUCCCGUCAGUGACUAUAACCAUAAGUCAAAUCCAACACCUUUUAGGCAUCAACACUUUAGCUGUCCCAACACUCCCAUCUGUGAAUUUAGCCAUUAGAACCAACACCUUUUAGCCAUCAACACUUUAGCUGUCCCUGCACUCACGUCAGUGACUUUAGCCAUCAACCCAAACCAACACCUUUUAGCAGUCGACACGUUAGCCAUCCCAGCAUUCCUCGCAGUGAGUUUUAGUAUCAUUCAGAACCAACACCUUUUCACCAUCAAUACUUUUGCACUCCCAAUGCUCCCAUCAGUGACAUUAACUAUCAGUCAAGAGCAAGAUGUUUUAGCCAUCUAUACCAACAACUCAACAUUAUGAAAAUACAUUAACCAUCGAAACAUCUAAAUGGCAACAUUACCAUGGAAACAAAACCUAAUCAUAAGUGGUGCUUCGGAUUUCUGUGAAGAAUUUUACCAUGAAAGAACUUUGUUCUUAGUUUUUAAACUUGAGACUUUCUUUUUUACAAUGUACUUCUAAUCCAAAAGAGUGGAAACUUUCUACAACUGCUGAACAUUGUGAAUUUCCAUGUGAAUAUCUCACUGAAACUAAUGCCCUGGAAUUGAACAUCUCAAAUGCUGCUUAAUUACAUACUCAGGUUGAUUGUGUGUUAUUCAUGUAAUUGUUACUCCAAGUUCGACAUCUGGUUCAAGAGCAACCAGGAAAACCACAGGAUUAUAAAAUCUGCAACUGACAGUCUGUGUAUUUUAUUUGAAGACUUAUUUAAGAUUUCACAAGCUCUCCAACAACUACAGAGCUCUGCAAGAUCUUCGUCCGUUUUCUAUGACAUCUGACACUAGAAACUAAUUUACUUCACAUCUUAUUUACUCUCAAGAUUGAAGAACAUGUUCUGGUUUUCAGCGGGCGGAACAUAAUGAUCAGAAUAUGCAGUGCUGAAUGUAUCUCUCAGACUGUUUAUAUACUCCCAUAUGUUUUUAUUACAUAUGUUUUUACAGCAUCACUUGUCUCACGUCUCAGUUGUUUCGUCUCUAAGGUUUCUAGUUACAGACAAAUUCAUACUGUGAUUUUAUUUUUUAUUAUUAAAUGCUAUCAAACUGUGAUGCACUUAUUAUUCACUGGUCCUGCAUCAGGAGAUGAGUGGGGAACCUGUAUUAAAUACAGUUCAUCUGAAUAAUCUGUCUGGUUUAUACAAGCUGUGUUGUUCAGAGAUGUCUGAAGUAUGAUCUUUGUUUUUUUAAAGAUAAAAAGCACUUGCCCCACUGUAAAUAUAUAGCAUGUAAAAUUUAUAUAGUAUAUAAAUACAGCAAAGUUAAAGUGAAUUUUUACUUGAUUAUUUAACUUGCAAUAUGUCAUGUGAAUUGACAGCUUACCGAGUGUGUUUGAUAAUCAAGAAAUCAGAUCUUCCUUUUGGUGGUAGUGAGAAGAUGCUGUUGUUGUACUCACAGAAGAUGGGGACUUCAGCUGCCUAAACAAGGAUGCAGAAGUCUUUCUUGUUUGAAGUUAGAAGCUUCCAAAGACAGGCAAUAGGUCGAAAGCUCACCAGUAGCUUCCUGCUCUGUGAAGCACUAAGGGAGGAGAGAGGUUAUGUUUUACUAAAUACUUUAAGUAAGUUUUUGGUACAUGGAGAACACCAUAAAGCCAAACCAUAAGUGUACCCUGCAUAAUGUUCCUAUGGCAACAGUUAUGUGAAGUUACAUAAAGUAACGUGACAAAGAAAA